Messenger RNA from Sinocyclocheilus anshuiensis, 1537 nucleotides. Its product is annotated as ufm1-specific protease 2. NCBI's taxonomy places the organism in Eukaryota, Metazoa, Chordata, Actinopteri, Cypriniformes, Cyprinidae. The record is from RefSeq and is a predicted model, not a curated record. Gene Ontology annotation, cellular component: nucleus; endoplasmic reticulum. Bases 118 to 1518 code for a protein of 466 amino acids. The transcript has 12 exons. Gene Ontology annotation, biological process: proteolysis. Gene Ontology annotation, molecular function: deUFMylase activity.
CCUGUGACACGAAAUCAACUUACGCGAAGAAGAUGCGGACGCGUUAUGAUACUUCAUCAAAUAUGUCAGCCUCCUGGUGACAGCAGCUGAAUUUGAUCAUUGAUCGAGGGAAUUAAAAUGGUUCAUUCAGAAGAGUGUGACAUUAUAUUUCGAUUGAAAGGAAUCUUGGAGUUUGCUUGCCAGCUUGACAACCCAAAUGGUGCACAAAGUCAAGGCACGAUAUCAAAAAGUUUCCAGGGUCUCCAAUCCAAAGUAUCAUCCAAAAAUAUUGUUUUAACUGUCUGUAACAGUCCAGUAUUAAUAUGGCCUAACACUGGUUUCCAGUCAAACGUGGAAAGCUUGACAGAAGCAUCAUCAUGUGGAGAUAUUCUGCAGUAUAUAGAGUUAGAUUAUAGUGGGAGCAAGAAGUCAUCAAAAAAGAAAGAUAAGAAAAAAUCUGGACCUACCGUAGUGAAUAUGAAGCUGUUGUUUGAGGUCACAGAACCUGCUGGGAAUGAAGCUCCUAGUCUCAUCAGAGUGAGCACACAGCAGCAUUGUGUGAAGAUGCCACUGCCUUUAGACUGUGUUCUGUCUGUGACCACUGAUGAGAGCCUGACAACUGUGUGUACAGGGCUGGUGGAGGCAUUAAAUAAGCAGUUGGCAGACAUGGAAGAGGUGGUGCUACGAUACAGGAAGGGCUCCUCUUUCCUGGUGCCACAGCCAUUUCACUUUCAACUGCCUGAACCAGCUGGGUUCACUACUGUAAUCUACCCUGCAGGAGUGCCAGACAGCCAGCUACAGGAUGCCAGAGAGGAUCUGCACAAGAGGUUUAAGUUGCCAAGUGACAGGCCAUACCUGAGACGUGCCAAUGCCUUUCAUUUCCCUGAUGCAGCCUAUAAAGACGGUUACCUCCGCAAUCCCCACAUACACCUGAACCCACCCAACAUUGAGGAUGCUAAGCUGUAUCUGGUGCAGGGUGUGUACAGUUAUCAUCACUACAUGCAGGAUCGUGUGGAUGAUGAUGGCUGGGGAUGUGCAUAUCGUUCCCUUCAGACUAUCUGCUCCUGGUUUCAGCAGCAAGGAUAUGUGGAGACAGCUGUGCCCACACACACGCAGAUCCAGCAGGCUCUUGUGGAUGUUGGGGAUAAAGAGCCACGAUUUGUGGGUUCACGUCAGUGGAUUGGCUCCAUCGAAGUUCAGGCUGUCCUUAACCAGCUGCUGGGGGUCACCUCAAAGAUCAUGUUUGUCAGUCAGGGAUCAGAGCUGACAACCAAGGGCAGAGAGCUGGCCAACCACUUUCAGACCGAAGGAACUCCUGUCAUGAUUGGUGGCGGAGUACUUGCACACACCAUUUUAGGCGUAGCAUGGAGUGAGAACACUGGACAAAUACGCUUUCUUAUCUUGGACCCUCACUAUACUGGUGGAGAGGACCUGCAGACCAUCACUGACAAAGGCUGGUGUGGAUGGAAGGGGCCAGAGUUCUGGGAUCAAAAUGCUUAUUACAACCUCUGCCUUCCCCAGAGACCCAAGACCAUCUGAGUCACGUGCAUGACACUUA